UUUACAACCGCGUGUGUGGCGUGCUCGGUGCCGUAAAGUGCAUCGAAAUAAACCCUAAAACACCGCACAGCCAGCAAAAUGCGUAUCGAGACGUGUUUCUUCUGCUCCAACAAAAUCUUCCCGGGACACGGGAUGGUUUUUGUGCGCAACGACUGCAAGGUCUUCCGGUUUUGCCGUCCGAAAUGCCGCCGUGAGUUCAACAAAAAGAAGAACCCACGUAAGCUGCGCUGGACCAAGGCGUACCGCAAGACGCACGGAAAGGAGCUGACGGUCGAUCCGAGCUUCGAGUUCGAGAAGCGCCGCAACGUCCCGGUGAAGUACGACCGUGAGCUGUGGAACAAGACGAUCGACGCGGUGAAGAAGAUCAACGAAAUCAAACUGCGACGCGAGUGCCACUUCGUUAUGGAGCGUCUCCGGAAGGCCCGUGACCACGAAAUCCACCGGGACAUCGUGGACGUGCAGAAGAACAUCGCGCUCAUUCGCUCGCCCGCCAUCGGAGUGAAGGAACGACGGGCGAAGGAGGAGGCUCAGGAAUCGGCACUACUAAUGGACAUGGAGCAGGACGAGGAGGAAGAGGAGAUCCAGUACGUCGAUGCCCGCAAACUCGAGAAGCAACUAGAGGAGUCGGCCGGUCUGCUCGAGGAUGAUGAAGAGAUGAUGAAGGCAUAAUAGGGUUUGAUUCGUAAGAAACUAAAUUUAAGAGCACGGAUGUAAUAUAAACGUGGAAUCACUGGUGUGUUGAAUGUGCGCCAGUUGUGACUGUAAACAAA
Anopheles coustani is the source of this 770-nucleotide messenger RNA. It is a transcript of the gene RpL24-like, whose product is annotated as probable ribosome biogenesis protein RLP24. The transcript has 2 exons. Gene Ontology annotation, biological process: ribosomal large subunit biogenesis. Gene Ontology annotation, cellular component: nucleolus. The record is from RefSeq and is a predicted model, not a curated record. Lineage: Eukaryota; Metazoa; Arthropoda; Insecta; Diptera; Culicidae. The coding region runs from base 79 to 669 and encodes 196 amino acids.